CGCCCAACCCGUUGAAGCUUCUCUCAGGUUCACUCCCGACUCAAGCGACACCAUAAUCUCCAUCCCCUCCACGCACCCCAUUCCAAGUUUCCAACUGCUCGCGCUCCUCGAUCUCUCAUGGCGACAGCAACCACAAGUCGGCCCAGCGGCCCGGUGCUGUCCAUACCCAGCUACCGCUCCGCCUCGCCCACCCGCGUCAAGCUCGCCAGCGGCAGCGGCGCCACCCGCUCCCCGGGUAGGUCCGUCAGCGUCUCGUCCCCGUCUUCCUCCACCGGCGUUGCCGCCGCCAGGAGCCGGCGGUCGUGCAUGUGCUCCUCGACGAACCACCCGGGAUCGUUCCGGUGCAGCCUCCACAAGGAGCGCAAGCAUGCGGCCCCCGCCGGUAGCAGCAAGCCGGCUUCCCCUCCGUCCAUCCGCAGCGCCUGCAGUCUGGGCUCGAAGCGCAUGGACAGCGGGCAGUGUGCACGCAGGGCCCUCGCGCCGUCCCCCGCGGCGCAGCAGUCGCAGCACCGGAGGCGCGCGGGAGGCUUCCGCCCCAGGCCGAGCCGGCUCUCCGCCGUCUCCACGGCCGGCGAGCGCCCCAGCGACAACUACCAGUAAACAAAUCAACGUCGACAUGCCAGAGCAAGAUAGUUGUAGUACAUAGUACUGAUCUUGUGGAGAUAGAAUCGGUGGGGAUUAGACCCAAUCCGAUUCCGGACUGGUCUUUUACCUAGCCCGUAGGUGCAGAAAGAAAGUGGGCUCGUCCUCUGCUCACUGCGGUGUAAAACGAACGCCCUUGGUUUUGGAUAUAUAUGAGUCACAAAUUGGAGACA
Molecule: messenger RNA, 815 nt
Organism: Aegilops tauschii subsp. strangulata
Lineage: Eukaryota; Viridiplantae; Streptophyta; Magnoliopsida; Poales; Poaceae
Source: RefSeq, a predicted model, not a curated record